AUGGCCAAGGAAGAACUUGGGUUGAAGAUAGGCUUCUAUGCCUAUCCGUGCGCCCUAUUCGUCACGCUUCUGGGUGUUCAAUCCGCCCAGUUCUACCUCGCUCGUCAUGGCGAUCCGAAAACGCGUCAGAACGCGUUGGACAAUGAUCUCAAGACAAAGAUUGAGAAACUCCAACGGUUCUACGCAAGCGCUUACUUGGCAUCAUUUGUUGGCGUUUUACUUUAUUUCCUUGCCGGUCUCCUCCCCGAUCCCGAAGGUCCAUGGAAUCCGAAUAGCUCUCAUCUCGCAGCAUGGUGUGUUGCUGCGCUUGCAGAAAUCGUCAUCGCAGCAGUCUUGUCUGUGGUUGAGCCCCAACUUCGUGUCUCGCCCAAUUUUGUCGAUACCAUCAACAUUCUCGGCUCGGCGAGAGUCUUUGUUCUUGCUCUCAUGAUCGGCUCGUUUACUUUGAGAGAGUAUAAGAUGAAAUCCCUCGAACCAAAAUCCUUGCCCGAAGAACGCCAGGGUUUGUUGGAGAAUGGCAAUGGCAACGGUUAUGGAAGCGUUCCACCCUCCGCAGCUGAACCAAGACGUACACAGGUUUCGGGAACAGGCUGGCUCGAUUAUUUCGCUGGUUUCAAAGUCCUAUUUCCUUACCUCUGGCCCAAGGAUUCACCUCUCUACCAAGCCAUCGUCCUUGUCUGCAUCCUCCUCCUGAUCGGCCAACGUACCGUCAACGUUCUCGGUCCGCUCCAACUCGGUGUACUUGUCGACAACCUUGGCGAAGGAAAACUGCCUUACAAGGAGAUCAUCCUUUACGUCGUCUACCGGGCCCUUCAAGGCAACCAAGGUGCUCUCGGAGCAGCGCGUUCCGUCCUCUGGAUCCCAGUAUCACAAUCUCUGUUCCGACGACUAUCUUCUGCUGCAUUUGAGCACGUUCUCGGUCUAUCCCUAGAAUUCCAUCUCAACAAAAAGGUUGGCGAGGUCACCAGUGCGCUAAGCAGAGGCGCUUCUAUAAACACCUUCCUCGAGAGUUUCUGUUUCCAGGUUUUCCCCAUGGUUUUCGACAUCUUUGUUGCCGGCGUGGUGUUCUUUUACAAGUAUGAUCCUUUUUAUCUCAUUAUAGUGUUCUUCAUCAUGUGGUCCUAUAUCUUCCUUACUAUAUACGUGGCCAAGUACCGUGGUAAGCAGAGGAGAGACAUGGCCGUCAAGACACGAGAGAUGGAGGCUGUCAAGACGGAUGCCAUUGUGGCGUAUGAGACGGUCCAGCACAAUUGUGCUGUCGUUCGUGAGACUGGGAGGUUCAGAGAACAUGUCACUAUCUUCCAACGCGCUGAGCGACUUGUGCAGUGGUCUCUGGCGGCUCUCAACCUUACCCAGAGCUCCAUCUUUUCUCUGGGCACAGCCCUCCUCGUUGCUGUCUCGGCAUACAAGAUUUCUAUCGGAGAACAGACUGUUGGAGAGUUCAACAACCUCAUUGAAGCAGAGCGACUUCUCGACCUGUUCAAAGAAACUGCUGGCGUAGUCGAAAAGCCAGAUGCCAUCGUUCUUCCUCCCAUCAGGGGCGAAGUUGCCUUCAACGACGUCAAAUUCGCUUACCAGACUAAAAAGGGCGGUCUUGUCCUCGACGGCAUUAACUUUACCGUUGCACCCGGCACAAAGACAGCCAUCGUCGGCGAGUCUGGCAGUGGAAAGUCCACCUCGCUCAAGCUUCUCUUCCGCUUCUACGACGUGACAGACGGUUCUAUUACCAUUGAUGGCCAUGAUCUGAGGGAUGUCAAGCUCGACAGCGUACGCAGAAACAUCGGUGUCGUGCCGCAGGAUACCGUGCUGUUCAACGCGACCAUCAUGUACAAUCUGCUGUAUGCGAGACCUGAUGCAACAGAGGAAGAUGUGUUUGAGGCAUGCAAGGCUGCGAACAUCCAUGAGAGGAUCUUGAACUUCCCUGAUGGGUACGAGACCAAGGUUGGAGAGCGAGGUCUAAAGUUGUCUGGAGGUGAACGACAGCGAAUUCAGGAUGCUCUUGAGCGCGUAACAGCCGGACGUACAACCAUCACCAUCGCACAUCGAUUAUCCACAAUCACAACUUCAGAUCAAAUCAUCGUCCUUCACAAGGGCGAGAUUGUAGAACGCGGCACACACAACGAGCUCUUGGCCUCUAAGGGAAGAUAUCAUGCCAUGUGGGAGAAGCAGACGACGAUUGAGAAGAAGGAAAAGGAGAAGAAGGAACUUGAGGGGGAGGCAUCUGAGACUGCAUCUCAAGAAUGA
Messenger RNA from Fusarium graminearum PH-1, 2244 nucleotides. RefSeq lists its product as uncharacterized. Gene Ontology annotation, biological process: transmembrane transport. The transcript has 6 exons. The record is from RefSeq and is a predicted model, not a curated record. Gene Ontology annotation, cellular component: membrane. Gene Ontology annotation, molecular function: ATP binding; ATP hydrolysis activity; ABC-type transporter activity. Lineage: Eukaryota; Fungi; Ascomycota; Sordariomycetes; Hypocreales; Nectriaceae. Bases 1 to 2244 code for a protein of 747 amino acids.